AUGGACUCACGAGGAAAACCACCAUUGCACCUAGCGCAGCUUCUCGUCGGUCAAGAUCUUCUUACAGUACAUCGAUACUUCCCAGUUAUCGAUGAAAUGUCGGUCCUGCGCAAGUUUUGGUCGGCCUACGAUGUCACUAGCGACCCUGCACCUGCGAAACCCCAGUGGUUGAUCAUAAUAAAUCUCCUGUUCGCCAUCUAA
Molecule: messenger RNA, 201 nt
Organism: Penicillium antarcticum
Lineage: Eukaryota; Fungi; Ascomycota; Eurotiomycetes; Eurotiales; Aspergillaceae
Exons: 1
Coding region: 1-201 (66 amino acids)
Source: RefSeq, a predicted model, not a curated record